Botrytis porri is the source of this 650-nucleotide messenger RNA. RefSeq lists its product as uncharacterized. Gene Ontology annotation, cellular component: cytosol. The transcript is spliced from 2 exons. The record is from RefSeq and is a predicted model, not a curated record. NCBI's taxonomy places the organism in Eukaryota, Fungi, Ascomycota, Leotiomycetes, Helotiales, Sclerotiniaceae. Bases 216 to 602 code for a protein of 128 amino acids.
CGACCCUGCGACUCGUGAAACCGUUACUGCUUGCGGACCUCAUUUAAGUACUACCUUACUUCCGUGCCUGAAUUUGUUAAAUACUAUUAUAUCAUUUAUCACUCAUCACUCACCGAAUCUACAAAGUUGUUGGAAUCCAUCGAUUGUUACAUAUUACAUCGUAUAGUUGAUAUAAAUCAAAAUAAAGCAAGCCUAUUAAUACAGAAAUUACAAUCAUGUCUCUCAAGAACGACGCAUUCCCCUCCUCCGCAGCCUUCGACGCCAUCUCUUCCUCUCUCGAAUCAUCCCCUACCGACCGCGCCGACGCCAUCAAACAAGGCGACGCCGUCUUUGCCUUCACCCUCAAGAACAAAGCGGGUGAAACAGCCGAUUGGCACAUCGAUUUGAAAAAGGAAGGCAAAGUCGGAAAAGGACUCGGAGAAAAACCUACAGUGACACUGAGUCUGAGUGAUGACGAUUUCGGGAAAUUGGUAGCAGGAAAGGCAAAUGCGCAGAGACUUUUCAUGGGGGGGAAAUUGAAGGUUAAGGGAGAUGUGAUGAAAGCGACGAAGAUGGAACCGAUUUUGAAGAAGGCGCAGGGGGGUGUGAAGGCGAAGUUGUAGAUGGGUGGAUUCGGGUGUGGAUGGGGAAGGAGAAGGGGAAGGAGAAGG